CCUCAAUUAUCGAGGUCAAGUCGUGCUUUCUGGCCGUGGCAGCAUAAAUGUAUAUCAAUCAGGAUACGAUGAUGUACCCAGGCUAACGAUACCUAGUAACUUGAUAACGAUCAUUAAUCACGUUAAUUCCACCACCUUUAAGGCGAAAUUACUCGCGAGUACGUUGAACCUUCCGAACACAACGUAUUAUGUUACAGUGGAUGAUGGGAUGGUGCUAAAUGCGAAUUUGUCUGAACCCUUACCUGGUAUAAAGCCUGGUGCCUGGAAUUUUACUACGGCUUCUCAGAAAACACUGUACUCCGAGGCAGCUACCGUGCUUCUUCGAUUUGGUUCACAGUCUCAACAGAGCUUUCUCACAAACUCCUCAGCGACGUUAAAAGAAAUUCACACGGAAGUCUCGAGAUUCCUCCCUGUAGAAAUUAGACGUAUAUCGACUCCUUAUUCUGCAUGGUACUACGACAAAGGAACAAAUCACGAUCACAUUCUCGUUCCCAUCAGAAUCGAACCUGGUGACCCAUCACCAUUAAAACUCAUCUCUGAUCUUGAAGACUUGGUGUUUAACCUCCCAUCCACUAAUAUGGCAAAUGGGACCAUGACAUCAAUGUUAGAUUCGAAAUUCGGAGCGCCGGUUCAAACCGACUUUUGGGUUGAAAACAAGACCGUGUUGAUAUUGGCAGGCAUCGCGGUUUCCCUGGUGAUACUACUUUAUAUUGCCGCUGAGAGGAGAGAUCCGGCGGCUAGGAAUGUUGCUAUACCUCAAUUUGUUCUAAUACUGGCGGAUUUCGCUUUGGACAUAAUUUUCCUUUUGACACACUCUCGAGACGUCUCGUUCCUUUUCGUCCCAUCCAUGAUAUUCACAACCGUACCUCUAUCCUUUAAUUUCUUUUGGUCUGCCGGAACAUUAAUCAGGGAAGCAUUUUAUCAUGAUGACUUUCUGCGUUGGUUCAAGUCAAAUACUGCCAUCGCAUCAGCAUUUACGGUGCUAGGCUCAGCCGAAGUUGAGGUGUUGAGCAUUUUAAAUUCGAGGGCCGGUGGGAUCAAAACAUUGCAAGCCCCUUGGAGCGAUCGGGCAAGUAAGAUGAUAUUUAUUGGCAGUUUUAUUGGGUUUAUUAUUGAAGAUGUGCCUCAAUUUGUAAUCCAGGUUAUCUACGAACAAAAUACGGCAAGCUAUAGUAUCAUCCCUUUCCUGACCCUGGCAACGGCAUCCCUAAUGAUAGUUCAUGCGAUUGUGGGUAAGUUGUAUUUAGGCAUUGCGAGGUGGCGACAGUCAAAGCAUCAAUACGAACCUCCGGGUGGUGGUGAAGCAUGGAGGGAAUUAAUGAGUGAAGUUGAAAGAUUGGCAAAAGAACAUCAAGAAGAGUCCCGAAAGAGCAUCGCAGCUGCAAAACUUGCCGCGAAGAAAAGGGCAGAAGAGAAGAAAGAUCAUAUCAGUGGCGGUAAUCGAGGGACUGUAUUGAAAGGAGGAAAUUACAAGGACAAAGGAAAAAGACGGGAAGACGAGAGGUAUGCGUUUGAAGGUGAUGUGUCAUCAGGUGGUAGCGUC
This is a messenger RNA of Acaulospora morrowiae, 1543 nucleotides long. The record is from the annotation of a GenBank genome assembly. Lineage: Eukaryota; Fungi; Glomeromycota; Glomeromycetes; Diversisporales; Acaulosporaceae.